AUGCAUAAUCUCUGCUCGGCUACCGUAUACUCCGGGCUCGACCGGAAAGUGGUUGACGGGGGCUCUUCCCUGCCGCUGUUCCCCCCGUUGAUGGUGGCAAUCCCGUCGCUGCUCUCCAGCCUAUCAUCACACCACAUCCUUCGCCCACACAUGACCACCGCCCACUUUAAGCCCAUCCCCAACAAUGAACGUUGUGGG
Messenger RNA from Mesorhabditis spiculigera, 198 nucleotides. NCBI's taxonomy places the organism in Eukaryota, Metazoa, Nematoda, Chromadorea, Rhabditida, Rhabditidae. The record is from the annotation of a GenBank genome assembly.